AUGGCAUCUCAACCCAUCGUCCUCUCUCCAGCAACACCCUCAGAACUCUUGUCAUACAUCAUCUCUUAUCACCGAUACCCAACAACUAUAGUGAUGUGCUCUACAAAGACCGAAUUUCAACAGUCUCUUGUCCAAGACAUCACACACCAUCUCACUCUCCAAAACAAAGAUCCCGAGAUAUCAUCACCUUCUCAUUCCUUCCUCACAGCAUCACUCUAUCAGAUCGCCAUAUCUCGUCAUAUGCGAAUCAUAUUCGCCCCCACAGUCACACAUCUUCGCGCACAACUUUCCGUCUUCACGCCCAAGGACUCUCCAGUGUCAGCGCCGCCAAAUCACGCCCCCAGUACUCGUGCACCAAUACUCCUGGUAUAUGGACUCUUGGCACUUCACCGAGAUGCUGGUGAGUGGUCUGCUCAGGGUAUCGGUAACUCAGCAGCACUCUUGGUUGAUUCUGCUUCGCGGAAUGCGUUUCGAGCAGUGGCUAUCGAACCCAAGGGGAUAGGAGGCCAUGACGAUAUCGAGCACCUUGGGGGAGAAAUGGUCCCUCUGCUGAAUGGUACAUCGAGGAGGGAUGAUGGUUCAUGGAGCGGACGGGGCGUCACUGUCCGCCAGGUAAUGAGUCGCUGGUUCGAGUUUGAGGACCGAAAGAACGAUAUCACAUGA
This is a messenger RNA of Fusarium vanettenii 77-13-4, 663 nucleotides long. RefSeq lists its product as uncharacterized. The coding region runs from base 1 to 663 and encodes 220 amino acids. The record is from RefSeq and is a predicted model, not a curated record. The transcript has a single exon. Lineage: Eukaryota; Fungi; Ascomycota; Sordariomycetes; Hypocreales; Nectriaceae.